Prunus armeniaca (apricot) is the source of this 1308-nucleotide messenger RNA. The record is from the annotation of a GenBank genome assembly. NCBI's taxonomy places the organism in Eukaryota, Viridiplantae, Streptophyta, Magnoliopsida, Rosales, Rosaceae.
AUGGAUCCGUGCCCAUUUGUACGGAUCCUAGUCGGAGACUUGACCGUUAAGUAUCCCACGGCAUCCAGGCCAUCCUCCGCCACCGUCCACCCGUCGUCGUCCCCUUGCUUUUGCAAGAUCAAACUCACCAACUUCCCCCACCAAUCCUCUACAGUCCCUCUGAUCCUAAGCAACGGUCAAAACCUAGAUACGACGACCUACGAUCACUCCCUCUCCGCCUGCUUCAAUUUGAACAAAACCCAAAUCGAAAGCUUAGCCUCCAAGCGGCCCUGUUUGAAGCUUUCGAUCUACACGGGUGGGGUCGGCGCCACGUGCGGGUUACACAGCGGGAAAUUGUUAGGUCGGGUUAUAGUGCCGUUGUCGGAGCUGGGUUUGGCGGAGUCCAGACCCGUCGUGUAUCAGAACGGGUGGGUCGCCAUUGGAGGAGGGAAGAAGAAUGGCAGUGGGUCCUCGUCGGCGCAGUUGUUUUUGAGCGUCCGGGCGGAACCCGACCCGAGAUUCGUUUUCCAGUUCGACGGCGAGCCCGAGUGUAGCCCGCAGGUUUUUCAAGUGCAAGGGAAUGUGAAGCAGCCGGUGUUCACUUGCAAGUUUGGGUUCAGAGAUAUGCAAUCGAGGUCAAUAUCUUCAGAGCCAGGCACACCGAGAAAUUGGCUGCCUUUUGGUGGGGCCCACAAGGAGCAAAGCGCGAAGGAGCGAAAAGGGUGGUCCAUUACGAUCCACGACCUGUCCGGCUCGCCGGUGGCGGCGGCUUCCAUGGUGACGCCGUUCGUGGCCUCGCCCGGCUCACACUGCGUAAGCCGGUCCAACCCUGGGGCGUGGCUCAUCCUCCGACCGAACGAGGGCACGUGGCAACCGUGGGGCCGGCUCGAGUCGUGGCUCGAGCGCGGCGGGUCCGACACGGUCGGCUACAGGUUCGAGCUCCAGAACACGACGCUCGCGAACUCGACGCUCGGCGCGAAAACUGGCGGGAAAUUCUCGAUCGACCUGACGUCGAGCCUCACUCCAGCGAACAGCCCUCACAGCAGCUUCGACUUCGGGUCCGGAACGGGGUCGAGACCGGGAUCAGGAUCAGGGUCGGACUUCGGGUUCGGGUUAUUCCCACAGUUGAUUCAGAGAGGGUUUGUGAUGUCGUCGACGGUGGAGGGCGUCGGAAAGUGUAGCAAGCCGGAGGUGGAGGUCGGGGUGCAGCACGUGACCUGCACGGAGGACGCGGCUGCUUACGUGGCAUUGGCAGCGGCGAUGGAUCUGAGCAUGGAUGCUUGCCGGCCGUUUUCUCGGAAGCUCCGGAAGGAGCUAAGGCAGCAGUAG